AUGACCCCUACACAUUUCGCCUUUUCCUCUACCUUUCUUCUAGGCCUAGCAGGCCUGGCAUUCCACCGAACCCAUCUUCUUUCCGCUCUUUUAUGUUUAGAAGGUAUAAUACUCUCACUCUUUAUUGCUCUCUCCAUGUGAACCCUUCAACUUAACUCCGCCAACUUCUCAGCCUCCCCCAUACUUCUCCUGGCUUUCUCAGCCUGUGAAGCAAGCGCCGGCCUCGCACUACUUGUUGCCACUGCCCGCACUCACGGAACAGACCGACUCCAAAACCUAAAUCUUCUACAAUGCUAA
Messenger RNA from Maylandia zebra (zebra mbuna), 297 nucleotides. NCBI's taxonomy places the organism in Eukaryota, Metazoa, Chordata, Actinopteri, Cichliformes, Cichlidae. The record is from the annotation of a RefSeq genome assembly.